Physcomitrium patens is the source of this 4952-nucleotide messenger RNA. Its product is annotated as putative LRR receptor-like serine/threonine-protein kinase At1g74360. The record is from RefSeq and is a predicted model, not a curated record. Gene Ontology annotation, molecular function: receptor serine/threonine kinase binding; ATP binding; protein kinase activity. Gene Ontology annotation, biological process: protein phosphorylation. Lineage: Eukaryota; Viridiplantae; Streptophyta; Bryopsida; Funariales; Funariaceae.
GGGGGGGGGGGUCUAAAGUGCGGCGAAGUGGAUGAGGAUAUGACCUGGAUGGGAUCGGGAUUGUGGGAUGCGUGUGGGUGGUUUGAGAUCAUGAUGUAGACCAACGGUUAUGAUUCUGGUGUCCUGGUGUAUGAAUGAUGUGGUUCUGCGAAGGUGGUUUCAAAUCGUCGAAGCGGAGGCUUGUUUCUUUAAAGGCGAAAAUGAUUGAGGCUGGUUGCAAUUGGCGGGCUAGCCGCUGAAGUUGUGCUUGAAUUUGAAUUCGUUCUGUAUUCAUCUCCUCAGUGGGUGUACCGGAAGAGUUUCUAAAACCAAUAUGAUAGGUGCACUGGUCUGAGAUAGUCGGCGGAAUUGGGUGUGAGGAGGAACCAGCUGGGGGAUUCUACACCUGCGAGAAUCAUAUUAGGUCUUGGUUUAUCACCUGGCUUCAAGGAAGCUCGUCUGUUUGAUGCUAUGGUUGAGUUGAGAACGAGGCUGCGUACGUGGUUCAAAGGAGCUGAACAAAGGAGCAUCGUUGACAGCUCUGGUAGAGUGAUCGAGGUGAAGGGAGACGCGGUCUUGACGAAGUCGUUAAGCCAGUGAUAGUGCCCCAUGCAAAUAUCUCAUUGCAAGUUUUGGUAUCCAAUUACAUUUGGUGCAAAGCCUGUGCUGUACAGACUAAACGUGCUCGGGUAGUUGAUGAAAUCAGUAUCUGCUGCAAACUCACGUAGCAGAAAUGGUAAAUCGGGGUUGGAAUUGAAUGGUUCCUAGAGAGGAUGUAAGAUUCGAUCUUCAUCGUCUGAGCUCUUCUUGCGUCGAAAGUUUGCUCCAACAAAAACAUUUCUUGAAAUAUUGUCCUGGAGAUGUAUUACAACAAGGAUAAGAAAUGUGAGCUGUGGCUCUUCGUUUGGAGUCGUAUCUUAAUGAAUUUAAGAGUAUGUCCUGCAUAUGUGGACCGUGGGCGUUGGAUAGGUGGAGAUAUGAAAUGAGCGGCUGCAGAUUACGCGAGGCUAAAUUUUGAGCACUAAUACACAUUUUGGGCAAUUUUCAGCUAUAGAAUGCUGACAUUCUUGUUCAGGUUCAUUUUCAAUGGACUUGUGCUUUUCAUUAUCACUCUACCGCCGGCAGUAGCAGCGGAUGAACCUUUGCGAGGGAAAGAGCUCGCAUCUCUUCCUAUUUCAGAUGAAGAUGCAAGCGUGGGUCUCAGAAAAGGUCUGCUAUCCGUAUCUCCAUCAUCAGAAACGUGGCUCAGUAAAGAUCAAGCAGCUUUGAAGAAUUGGGCGUACUCACUCUUAAACGAGACAUAUAACAUCAACUUCCGUAACUCAUGGUUAUCCAACAACGCUUCUGCACCAUGUGGAUGGCAUGGAGUACAAUGUGGAAGUGUUGAAGGAGAAGCUCGCGUUACUGGCCUCAAUUUUACUGCUCUCAACCUCACAGGGUCCAUGCCCUAUGGACUCGGGAACCUCACAGGUCUUCUCAGUUUAGUGAUAGCUUCCAACAAAUUCAAUGGAAGUAUCCCUACCGACAUCGGAAAAUGUAUCAAGCUCGAGAAUUUGGAAAUCUCGUCCAAUGCUUUUUCGGGGAAUCUUCCAGGAGAUAUUUUUGCAAAUUGUCAGAAUUUGAAAUAUUUACGAGUUUCAGACAAUGAUUUGGUAGGGCCGGUACCUGAUCAUCUAUGGAGCUGCGCUAACAUCCAAGAAAUUCAACUCAGGGACAACAAUUUUACUGGUGAUUUGACCUCCGGUGUUGCUCACCAACUCCACUCUUUAAAAAAGCUAGACCUAUAUUUAAACCAAUUCACCGGAAAUUUGACGGAUGUGCUUCAGUCGGUUGGGUGCUCCAACCUCACUUACCUGGACCUUUCCUUCAACAUAUUUCGUGGUGACAUCCCAGCUUCGUUGGUAAGUUGUAGUCAGCUUUCCCACCUCAAUUUUCAAAGCAAUAUGCUGACUGGAACCAUACCAGAAGAGCUGGGCCUGUUACAGAAUUUGGAGAGUUUGAGAUUAGGCAAGAACAAGUUCACAGGGACGAUUCCUGAAAGUCUUCUGCAGUGUCAGAAGCUCUCGGUGCUUGACGUGAGCCGGAACUUACUUUCUGGGGGCUUACCAAUAUGGUUGAGUAGGAUGCCAAGCCUUCGGUACUUCACUGCUCACUCGAACAACAUCUCCGGUGAAAUCCCGCUCGAGCUUGGACAAGCACCGAUGCUGGUCCACCUCGAUGUGGGCAUCAACAAUUUGAGUGGUAGAAUUCCUUCAGAGCUUGCUAACCUGACAACUUUGAGGUUUCUGCGCUUGGCCAGUAAUCAACUUGUUGGGUUCGUACCAUCAGCGUUUGGGAAUUUGACUGGCUUGCAAGGGCUGGAUCUAUCUGCGAACCAUCUCAAUGGGUCAAUACCGUCCUCCCUUGGGAACCUUCACAGUCUCAUGUGGUUGCAAUUGGCGAAAAACCGACUGAGUGGUUCGAUUCCAGUGGAAAUGACAAAGUGUAGGAGUUUACUGUGGCUGAAUUUGCGCGACAAUCUUUUGUCAGGAGAACUUCCCCGUGAUUUAUAUUCACUAGGCAUGGAUACAAAUACAGUUUUUUGGAGAACCCUAGGAUUAAACGAUUUCCCGCUCAUGAAUUUUGGCGAAUGCUCUCUAGUACAGAGCUGGAUACCUGAGGAUAUCGCACCGUUCAACAACAUGGCAAUGACCUUGAAACAUGACCAAUGUCGCAAGCAAUGGCUGGACAUACUGCAUGGAAACAGACCUGCUUUGGGGUACUGGCAGCUCUCCAAUAAUGAGUUCACUGGAUUGAUACCUGAGCCAGCCUCAAACAUAUCGAUAAGCUUAUCCUGCAUCAUUCUGUCAAAUAACAAGCUCUCAGGUCCAAUCCCAGUAGGCUUCCGCAACGUCCAUUUCUACAACAUAGACCUGACACACAACAACUUCAAUGGCUCCAUUCCAGAUAUAUUCGAGGGUUUGGCACCCACUCUCCAGAGUCUACAACUUUCCUACAACAACCUCGCUGGUUUUUUACCCAGCUCUCUAAACAAGUUGAACUUUCUUUCCGCCUACAAUUUUUCCUAUAAUCCUGAGCUAGAAGGCCCAAUUCCGGACCGUUCAUCAUUUCGAAAUUUCAAUCCAUGGGCUUUUAUUAACAACACAAAGCUUUGCAGGAAUCCAGAUGCUACUCAAAGACUUCAAUUUGAACAGGAUAUGAAAGUUUGCAGCAGCAUGUCCGCCUCAGCUCCUCCCUUUCUCUCGGUAACCAAUCAAAGUGAAUUCUCAAAACACUUGGUAUUGGCCUGCACGCUCAUUGGCGUUUUUGGUGCCCUUCUGGUAUGCAUAGUAGUAACUUCCAUGUUUCUGUUGGUCAUGAAGAUCAAGGAUCGUUGCUUAGUGGGAAGGAAGCAAACUUCGUCGAUCGUGGACGUUGAAGCCGAUUUCAGAACAUGUAACGUGAUGCGUUCGAACUUUAAUUACGUACCAGUCCACAGCUUUGAUGGGUCAUUGAAGCCCCUCACGUAUUCAGAUCUGGUGGUCGCAACCGAAAAUUUUAACUCAGCUAAAAUCAUCGGUGACGGUGGCUUCGGCAUGGUGUACGAGGCGAAGUUAGCAGACGGCACAGCCGUUGCCAUCAAGAAACUUGUGCAAGAUGGAGCUCAAGGCGAUCGCGAGUUCCAAGCUGAGAUAAAUAUACUGGGGUCCAUUAAGCAUGUAAAUCUUGUGCCUUUGUUAGGAUACUGCUGCAGGUGGAGAGAGAGGUUACUGGUAUACAAGUGCCUCAGUAAUGGAAGCUUGGAUGACUGGCUGUAUGAGAGCCAGGAACGAGCAGCUACACUAACUUGGCCACUACGGUUGCGAAUUGCUGCUGGAAUAGCUCAGGGGCUAUCUUUCCUUCACCAUGAUUGCAAUCCACUGAUCAUCCAUCGCGACAUGAAAACUAGCAACAUUCUUCUGGACGAGAAAUUCGAUGCUUGCUUGACUGAUUUUGGACUUGCGCGCCUAAUAACAGGCGAGCACAUGACACACGUGAGCACUGUGGUAGCUGGUACCCCUGGAUAUGUACCACCAGAGUAUGGAGUGACAUGGAGAGCAACUGCCAAAGGAGACGUGUACAGUUUUGGUGUGGUGAUGCUCGAGCUUGCUUCGGGGAAAAGGCCCAUUGGACCCGACUUCCAUGGUAUGGAGGGUGGAAAUUUAGUUGCAUGGGUUAAAACUCUUGUCGAGACUCACCGGCGCAAUGAGGUGUAUGACCCUAUCGUGAUACGAACUGGUGACAGUGAAUCACUCUCGAACUUUUUGACAUUGGCAGACCUGUGCACAGCGACUGAGGUGCGGCGUCGCCCUACCAUGCUUGAAGUGUCUGGAAAAUUGGAGGAGCUCAAAUGCAGGCAAGAAAUCAUUACCGCCCUGCAUAAUGGUUCCAUGACGCAGGACAUCAAGGAUGAUUCAGACGCAUUUAUCCGGGCGUUCAAGGCCGGCUUGCAAGACACUGUGGAAGAAAGCAACCAUUUACCAUCCAGGAUCGAUUGUCAUAAUAUAUCAUCAGGACUGGAUAGAGGAGACGUCUAGAAUCCUCAGGUGUCAAGAGUAAUUGGGUUGUGCUACUUCGAGAGCCGCCUUAAUGCGUGUCUUGAAGAGGGAGCCGUAAAUACUACGAGGGUUAUUGCUAGCAUAUUUAGCACGAUUUCAACAUUACCUAUAUUUAGACUUGUACAUUUCAGUUUUGACCGACUAUUCAAAGGUAAAUCUGCUGUACCGACUUGCCCAAGGCAGAAUGUAGUAGCCCAAGUGAGGUAGGGGAGUAGGUUCCAAGAACUUUUCCGAAUCUUUUCACUGAGCCCCUAAAUAGGUGCAUCGUAGCUGAGUGAUAGACAUGAAAGCACACAGCACUUGUAGCAUUUCUAUUCAAUGACUGGUCCGAGAGCUUUGUCCUCGGGCUUCCAUAAUAUAGGUGCUUCCAUUCUCCAAAAAGAGAUUUUUAGUUAA